AUAGACCAUCUUACCUGUGACCUACAGCUGGAGGAAGAAAUGACUGACAGCUCCAAGACUGACACUAUAAAUAGCACCUCAAGUAGUACAACAGCCUCGAGCCUGGAUAAGAUCAAAGUGCACUCAGUUAGAUCAAUUUGCAAGACAACAGUGACUUCAUCAGCUAUCCUAACCGUGCUAAAGAAAGCCAAUCCCCCACCUCCACCUCCACGAUUAACCCCCCUGCGAUGUGAGGAGCCCCGCAGACUAUCUUACUGUGUUAACCCUCUGACGACCAAUGGGGCCUUGCUCCGCAAUGGUGCAUUCUUGUGUAAGACAGAUAAAAUGCCAAACGGAGAUGUGUGUUGUCUCCCUGGUAGCAAUCCAGAAAAAAUGCGCAAACAGCCACUGGUGCCCAGAGUUGCUAAAGAUAAAUGUCCAGAGGUUACACGGGAAAGAGUUCGAUUUAAUGAGGAAGUUCAGUACCAUGGCUACUGUCCGGAUUGUGAUGUUCAAUAUGACAUGAGAAACAGGAGCGUGCAUUUACAUGGUGAACUGAGCAAUGCAAAAGGAAAGCCACCGCACCAGUGCCCUCCCCUUGAAAAUGGAGGAUCAGGCAGUAACUUUAGUAAUAAUUUCCCAACCAUAAAGGCUAAAAUCGCACCUCCACAGACUGCUCCAAAACCUCAAAAAACUAUUCUGAGGAAGACAACAACCACAACAGUUUGAUGCAAGGAUCAUGUAAACUAUUUUGUAUCCUAACGAAUUGAGCACUUUCUACUCAAGCAAUAAAGAGCCAAAACACAUUAUACCCAGAGUUCUCCAGUGAAGUGACACAGAAGAAAUCAUGCUCCUUAAGACUGGAAGGAAAAAAUAACAUUUUGAAGAUACGUCAGUUAUUUCUGGCUUGGUCACUGCUGCAUUGUGACUUCAGCAAAUCAGACUCCUGACCUACAACAAGCAAAGCAAAGCAAAGCAGCUGACCCUAUGGAACCACAGCAUCAUUAAUGCCAGUGUGAUCUGGAUCAGAUCAUUUCCAGCAGCUCUCUAUACAGCCAGAAGCUUAACCUGAGCAACUUCUC
Molecule: messenger RNA, 1061 nt
Organism: Carcharodon carcharias (great white shark)
Lineage: Eukaryota; Metazoa; Chordata; Chondrichthyes; Lamniformes; Lamnidae
Product: protein Largen-like
Exons: 2
Coding region: 40-708 (222 amino acids)
Biological process (GO): positive regulation of cell size; positive regulation of translation
Source: RefSeq, a predicted model, not a curated record